GGCGGUGCUCGCUGUCCCGGCGCUGCCGAGUGUCCCGGUGUCGCUCGGCGCCGCCGGGAGCGCCAGGAGCGGCGGCUCCGUCCCGUCCGCCCGCAGCCGAGCCGAGCGCGCAGGGAACGGCGCGGCCGCCUCGCCGCCGACAGCGCGCUGUUGUCUUAGGUCAGCCUUCCCGUCCCUCAGACCAGCUGCAGUCGGCGGAAACAGCGAAUUUCAGCAACAGGAGGGGUUAGAGGAGAUGCCAGAGGAGCAGCCUCACCUUCAGCCCUGACCUGCUGCACCACUUCAGGCUUUCCCUACACACGGGUAAGCAAGCGCAUACAAGACAAAGAAGUUUUAGUUGCCUGUCUGCAGGUAUACAUUCUUAUGUGACUGUGUAUUGUUAUUUAUGAAUGUACAUUGCUAUGUAUGUUAUUUAUGCCUAAUGUUAAUUAAGCUACUCAUUUUUUUGUGUGUGUGAAACCCCCUGAUUCUCUUUGAUGUUGUCAAAUGUUUCUUUUGUUGUAGAGCUGAUACUGUCUGCUCAGGCAGAAGACUGUGUAAAAGGACAGUCAAAAAGUAAGAAGGUGACACUCAUGCUUUAAUCUUAUAGAAACACUAUAAUUAUACUGAAGGGUUUUUUAAGUUUUUAACGCAUUUGUUGUAAGUCUAAAGGGUGGGAAAACCUUUCUCCUCUUCUUCCCUCCAUAGUUUUUUCACAAACCACGAGGGCGUUUACGGAGCAAUUAGCACGGUUAAACCCGCUGUUAUUCUUUCCCCAUCCCUUCUCUUUCCCGGGUGUGUUUUCCCGGGCACAGCGGGCGUGGCUGCGAGGCCAGGGCAGGUGCAGGAGGGCAGGGCAGGACGAUGGAGGCAGCGGACGUGCCGCCCGAGGGCUACUCGCUGAUCAAGGCCGUGUACCAGCGGCGGCUGCGGCUGACGCGGCUGCUGAUCGACGGCGGCGCCUACGUCAACGAGAGCAACAGCCGCGGCGAGACGCCGCUCAUGGUGGCCUGCAUGACCCAGCACGCCGACCUGCAGAGCGCCAGCAAGGCCAGGAUGGUCAAGUACCUGCUGGACAACAAGGCUGACCCCAACAUCCAGGACAAGUCGGGCAAGACGGCCCUGAUGCACGCCUGCCUGGAGAAGGCGGGCCCCGAGGUGGUGUCGCUGCUGCUGAUGAGCGGCGCCGACCCCAGCCUGCCGGACCACUCCAACUGCUCUGCGCUGGUGUACGCCAUCAACGCUGCCGACAGAGACACGCUGGAGCUGCUGCUCAAGGCCUGCAAGGCGCGGGGCAAGGAGGUCAUCAUCAUCACCACCGACAAGUCCGCCUCAGGCAGGCAGAAAACGAAGCAGUACCUGAACGUGCCUCCCCCAGACCUCGAGGAGUGCGCUUCCCCAGCUGACUGCACCUCCCCGUCAGAGAUUGAACCGGACGAGGGUCCAGAAGACCCUUUCAGCUUCAAAGAGCUGUACGGCGGGCAGCAGGGGGACAGCUCGUCUGAAAGAGUGCCACUGAUGACCAAAGCCAGCUCCACCCCAGCACGGUUCAAGCUGACACAGGUGCUGCAGUGUGACCCGUGGCUAAAGUGCUGUCCAGCAGUGUUUCACCAGAGGAAAAUUGCUUCUCCACAAGAACUUGAGGGCAUCAGUCCCAUGGAGGAGCUCUCCUGUUCGGUGGGUGGCCUUGACUUGGGCAAGAGCAUCACCACCAGUCACGAAGGUAGAGACAGGAAGGACACUGCUCAGGCGCUGAGAGCCUCUGAUCAAACCAUGUCAAGGAAAGCACUGCGCGAUGCCAUAAACUAUCAGACUCCUUUUGUUGAAGAGAAGCAUAACCCCAGUGAGAUUCCCAUGGGCAUGGAUGCCAGUUUGGGGCAAAUCAGCUUGCUUUCAAACCUUGGCAGUAUUCUCAAGAAAGGAAGCGGAGAAGCAAACUACAACAUCUCCGGCUCUCAGCUGACUAACAGUCUGAUUCCUGCUGCUGACACCAAAGGUAGUAAGUCACCAAAAGGAAGUAAAGAGAUUCUUCCUACCUACCAGACUUUGUUGCCAAGUCCGAGAAGAGCUCUGGAGAUGUCUCCCGCUUCUCCACGAGGCAGAAAUCAGGCUCCUCUGGAGGAAGAGGGCUCAGGAGCCCUAGUGGUGGAUCAGACGAGGCCAGGUUUUCUGCCUCCACUGAAUGUGAGCCCCCGCCCCCCAGUUCCAGAGCUCACUGUCAUAAACACAGUCUCUGGAAUGAUUUCUUAUGGACAAACUCACUUAGUGCCCCCAGGAUCUGCUUUCCCUAAGGGGACCAAAGAGACCAAUCUGCUGCGGCGGAGGCCGUACGAGCAGAUCACAGUCUGAGCAGGUUCAGCAGUCGCUGAAUCUUUAGCAGGAGAGCAAAGGGGAUCUUUACGAUAUGUAAAUAUUCGCUGCAGUGCUUGGCUGUAAUGGUAUGUAUCACAAAAUAGAGCAGGGCUGUGAUGUGAAGUGACGUCUGCCUCAGGAUGAGUGGUACAGCUCAGAAACUAAAUGAACAGACAUCUAACGAGGCUGUCUUCUCCAAACUAAGGAGCGCUCAUUUUGCUGGUUUUGUAAAGUUUUCAACUUGCCUGUGACAGACAACCCACAACAGUCCUUCAGCAUUGCAGUUCUCAUUGUAGGUUGUAAAUACUACCCCUCCAGGCUUUCCCCAAACACGCACCCUUGCAGCACGCAGAGAGGUGUGCACAGGGGGUUUGGGACCCCGCAGCGUUUGACUGUGAUGCUGGACGCCGGGCUGCCCGUGUCCAGCUUGUACAUACACAGAAACCCCAGAGGCAGCGGCGGGCUGGGUGGCAGCAGCCGCACCCCGGCAGUGUCCCCUGGCCCCCGCAGCCUCGCAGACACGUCGCCGCUGGUGACAGCGGUGCCGCAGGGCUGUGCCGCCCGCGGAAGCCCGGCCGCGGGCGGGCAGCGUGCCCCGGAGCCCGGCUGGCCCCGGGAGCCGGCGCUGGCAGCCGCGGAGCUCCGCAGCGCUGCCGGGAGCCAGCCGGGCGAGUGAUCUGCCCCGGGGGUGCCGCAAGCCAGCCCCGCUCCGGCUGUCCCCGGGCACCGCGGGCUGCUGCCGCUGCAGCCUCUGGAAUCCGCUCCAGAGGGACUUUGUCUCAUUCGGGAAAGCGAGGAAAAGCGCUUUUAUUUGGGAAAAGCGAGGGUGCGGGGGGCAGCGCCUGCGGCUGGAACAGGCUCUGUAGCCUCCUGCGGUUGUGGAGCCUCCAAAAAGAGACGUGCCUGGCAAUCUGCCCCGGUGACAGCCCUCCUCGCCGGGCUGCGGACACCGGGACACCGCCGGAGUGUCUGCACGAGCCGGGGCACUGCGCGCACACACACACACCCACACACACCUGGGAGGAGCAGGAGGAGCAGGAGCAGGAGCGGGAGCUCUGUCCUCCUGCUCAGACAGACCCCAAAAAGAUCACCCCACAGCUUCAGGGAAGCGAGGCCCUGGCACAGCUUCCCCGGAGAAGCUGUUGCUGGCCCAUCCCUGGGAGUGUUCCAGUGGCUUGGAGCCACUUGGUCUAGUGGAAGGUGUCCCUGCCGUGGCGGGGACCUUGGAAUGAGAUGGGCUUUUGUUUCGGACGGUUUCCAACCCAAACCACUCUGUGAUCCUGUGAGUGUAGUUACGAAACUCACCUGGGAGAUGGAAACCCACAUUUUGCCUAAUUUGAAGCCGAGGGCUGAAUUUCCCACAAGUGGAGAGCAGUCCUCUGCAGCCUCCGAGCUGCUGCGUAUUUUUAAGUGUCUCUAUCUAAAAAUCUGAAAAUCUUUCUUUCCUUUAGUGUCUUGUGAUUCCAAGUAUCUCCCUUGUCUCUGUGUGCAUCCCGUAGAUGCUGGAUUUCUGGUAUUGCAUUUAGCAUUUAGGUCUCAUCUUCUAAAUUUUGAGGAAAAGUGGAUGUGUUCUGUCGUACUUUACAGAAAUUACUUGUGUUGGAGUUGUGUCUGUGUAGUGUGAAUUUCAGUAUACUGAAAAUAGGUAUUUAUUUCCUGAAGAUACUCAGUGGGUAUGUUGCAGCUUCAGUCCAAAAGCUCACCGAAUCUGACAUCGCCUAAAAAAAGCCUGUAUUGUUAUUUAGCUUUGCACUUAGCAGGAGACAAUUUAACGGGGAUCUUAAGCAUCAAACAGUGCUAAGGGGAUCUUGAACAUCAACCAAUUCAAAGAGGAUCGGAGACAUCAAACAAUUUGAAGGGGAUCACAAACAUUACGAACAUUUAAUGGGGAUCAUCACCAUAAAACAAUGUAAUGGGGAUUCUAAACACUAAACCAUUGAAAGGGGAUUAUAAACAUAUGCUCUCUGUAAAUAACUUUUUGGGAGUAUUUGUUUCCAUUCAGGUUCUGCCUUUUCCUUCAGGAGAUUUUUCCUGAAUCAGGCCCUGCGUACACCAGGUACAAAAAAGGAUUAUGUGGACAUAUUUUUAUGAUACAGAAACUAUGUGGAACAAAAUAUGUCAGUAUUAACUGAGUACAAAUUAGUCCCUACACAGAAUUGUACUUUCCAGAUGUUUUUAUGAUAAUACAAAAGGAAAUGGCAAGUUCUCAUCUGUUCACCUCAUAGUGAAGUUCAAUAUUUGAAGGGGAAAACAGAUCUUUAAAAAGUAAAAAUUCUUUCUUAGAGGAAAUUGACUAUCACCAGGUGUUCUAACUGGUAUCUUUGCUGAGGGUAUAAAGCCCAACUUAUGCUGUUUUGAUUUUAAAAUUGAUUAUGUACAUGGGACUGUGGUUCCCUUAAAUGAAACCGUAAUUUUUCUAUUCAAUGCUCAGACAGUGGAGGGAAGUGGCAAGAGUCUUGAAAAGGGAAGUUUUUUGGUAGUGUCGCCAGUAUUUUGUGAUUAAUUGUGAUGCAAAGUAGUGUGAAGUGUUAAUGUUUUUGUUUGUGCUGCUGCUACAAGUGACCUCCAAAGGAAAAAGCUUUGUUCUCUUGCUGUCGUUAUGCUGAAUAAAUAAAAGUUACUUUUCCCCCUCAGAGGGAACAUGGAAAUAAGCACAUGCUUUUAUUCACUGCUCAGAAAAUGAUGAGUCAUUGCAAAAGGUACUCACUCAGGAGUGUUUCUCGGGCCGCCUCUGUACAAGAAAAUGGGAACGGUUACUCGGACUUAAUGCAAUACAGCUAAAUUCGUCCAGAGUAUGGUGCGAGAGAGGCUCUUUCCACCUGCCGGCAGCUUCCUGUGCCUCCACUUGUGCAGCAGAGAUGCACUUGUGUUAUCUUUGAAGCCUUCAUCCCUGACAUUUCCCAGCCAGACCGAUGUUCUUUUCAGCCGAGCGCGGUCAGCGCGACCCCAGCGCCUGAUGUUAAAUCCUGGGUUAAAAACCAGCCCUUGGUGGCGGCACAGGAAGCGCCCGCGGCCGCUGGGGAGCCGGGCUGUGCUGGGGAGCGGCCCCGCGGUGACACCGCGGUGACACCACCGGGCUGAGCCACGGCCACACGCCCCCGGCGCAGGAGGGAUUUCAAACCCUCGGGAAAGGUGCAAAACAA
This is a messenger RNA of Motacilla alba alba, 5474 nucleotides long. RefSeq names its product ankyrin repeat domain 34B (gene ANKRD34B). Lineage: Eukaryota; Metazoa; Chordata; Aves; Passeriformes; Motacillidae. The transcript is spliced from 3 exons. Gene Ontology annotation, molecular function: protein binding. Bases 844 to 2328 code for a protein of 494 amino acids. The record is from RefSeq and is a predicted model, not a curated record.